AAUACCUUUUCUUUUAUCAUCUUCAAAGAAUUUUUAUAAGUUACUCCAUUUGCUAAGAAUUCACUAACCAUGGAAGGAGUUGAUGUACCUUCAUAUUUUGUCUGUCCAAUAUCAUUAGAGAUCAUGAAAGAUCCGGUAACGGUCGCAACCGGCAUUACAUAUGAUCGGGAAAGUAUCGAGCAGUGGCUAAAAUCUUCAUCAGAUUGUCCUGUUACAAAGUUGGCGUUACCUAAAGAUACAGAUCUAACACCAAACCAUACUCUACGUAGGUUGAUACAAGCGUGGUGCACGAUUAAUGCAUCAAAUGGUGUUGACCGGAUACCGACACCGAAGUCACCUCUCAAUAAGAUUCAUGUUCUUAAACUUAUUCAAGAACUUUCUAUUCCAAGGUUGCAAUUGAAGUCCUUGAUGAAACUUGCUGUUCUUGCAUCAGAGAGUGACAAGAAUAGAAAGUGCAUGGUUGAAGCUGGUUUGACCAAGCCAAUAGUCGCAUUCAUUCUCAAAUCAUGCGCAGAGAUCAAUAGUGACGGGUUUGAAGAAGCUUUAAGUAUUCUUCAUCAAAUUUCAACGGUUUCUACUGAUGAAUUCAAGGUUCUUGUCAUGGAAAAGCAAGAAUUCAUCCAUCUGUUAACGCGGGUUUUACGAGCCAAGGAUAAUAACAAUGAAAUCAUGAGAACCCAUGCAGUUUCAAUCUUGAAAUCUACUAUUGAAGUUUCAAGUGUUGGUGUUCUUCAAAAACUAAAUCUCGAUUUCUUUAAAACUAUAGUAAAAAUCGUGAAAGAGAGCAUCUCUCACCAAGCUACAAAAAGUGCACUUCAUAUACUUUUUGAAUCUUGUCAAUUGAGUCAAAACAAGUUGAAGAUCAUUGAAGCUAAUGCAGUUUUAGAACUCAUCGAACUCGAGCUUACUAUACCCGAAAAGAGAAUCACCGAGCUAAUUUUCGGUAUAUUGGAUGGUUUAUGUUCUUGUGCGGACGGACGAGCUAAGUUUCUCGAACAUGCCGGAGGAAUUGCUCUAAUAUCAAAGAGAAUGAUUAGAGUUUCUCCAGUAGUGGAUGAUUUCGCUAUUAAGAUUUUGGCUUCGAUCUGUAAGUUUUCGGCUAGGAAUGAAGUUCUUCAAGAGAUGUUGAAUGUUGGAGAUGAGCACCCAUGGUGAUAUCGAAUACAGCUAUGCGUCCAUCGGUUUCUGUUAGCUCAACAGUCUGUGACGACUUUGAGAGAUGCCAGCGAGAAGGAAUGAAGGGAUCAGGAAUUGGAAAAACUCUGAACUUUUCGGUUACAAUAUCAAAUCUCAGUACUAGUUCUGGUUCACGUGGUGGUCCGUAAAGAUCCCGAAACCGCCAAUAUAAACAACCAUCCAGAUAAUAAGGAUUUCCUGCACAACCUAUACGGAUGGGCGGAGUUGCAUCAAUUCUUCUCCAUGUAUUUUUCCCACAGUAAAGACUUCAACAACUUGAUUAUUAUUAUUAAUUUUAAACGGAUUACAGAUACUAUUAGAUAUGCAGAUGACUCCGUGUUCACCACUCUGUGGAUUAAAUCCAAAUCCAAGUGCAACGCGGCAAUGUUUUGGAGUAUUAGUUUCGAUCCAAAGGUGAUUUUUCUCCAGUGAUAGGGUUAUGUAUGAGAAAUGCCUCACCGGAGGUAAUGCAUAGCAAACCAUUCACACUUUGUUUUGGUAAUGAAUAAGGUGAAUAAGGAUCACGAUCUAAUACUAAUCUCAAUACUUAGUAAUCCUUUAUCAGGUGAAGCAGUAAUGACUUCUAGAAUAUGUAUUUUAGGAUCAUGAGGAGGUUCU
Molecule: messenger RNA, 1794 nt
Organism: Papaver somniferum (opium poppy)
Lineage: Eukaryota; Viridiplantae; Streptophyta; Magnoliopsida; Ranunculales; Papaveraceae
Product: E3 ubiquitin-protein ligase PUB24-like
Exons: 2
Coding region: 70-1155 (361 amino acids)
Biological process (GO): protein ubiquitination
Molecular function (GO): ubiquitin protein ligase activity
Source: RefSeq, a predicted model, not a curated record